Molecule: messenger RNA, 1779 nt
Organism: Pseudoliparis swirei
Lineage: Eukaryota; Metazoa; Chordata; Actinopteri; Perciformes; Liparidae
Product: zinc finger protein 564-like
Exons: 7
Coding region: 216-1616 (466 amino acids)
Cellular component (GO): nucleus
Source: RefSeq, a predicted model, not a curated record
AGUUGUAUGUUCAUGUUUCUGCACACUCCGGUUCAGUAGGUGGCGGUAUGCACCUUCGAAAGUUGCGAGCCGCCAUUACACAAUAAAGAAGAAAAAAAAGAAGACGCACUAAGCGGAAGCUUCCGCUUCCAUUUCCGACUGUCGCACUUCCUUGGUUUGCCGCUCGUUCACAUGUGGUUCCGGGUUGAGGUGAGGAGAUUUCCAAUGGUGGUAAAAUGAGCGAAAUAGAAGAACUCAAAGUGUUUGUCUCCGAGCGGCUGUAUGCUGCUGCUUCUGAAAUAUUCGGUGUCGUAGAAAAAACCAUCACGGAUUACGAGGAGAAAGUCACGCGUUUGAAGGAAGAAAACGACCGUAACCGUUCUCUGUUGGACAUCAUCCUCAAAACCAAGUCGCCACAGAAACAAGGAGCUUGUUCUGCCAAAAGUACUACCCCUACCGCUGCAUCAGAUUCAAGUCUUGUUCGCAAGGCCAGAGAUCCCCCCCGCAAUUCCAGUGACUCGCAGUGCUCCUUCAACUCACGCACCGACUUUCUAAAGUUUGCAACAGAUGACGACUGCCGCUACUGCUUGAAGAGAAUUCAAGCCACUGAGACGCAUUUGACGAGAAAACAUUAUUUUUUUGCUGUCCAUUUUACCGAGUGUGGCACUGAUAAAUUUGUUGUACCAUGUACGUGCAAAGACUUGAUCCAGGGCAGAAGUCACUGGCACUGCCCAUAUUGCACAAAGAUCAUUUAUCGGAAAUGUAACUUUGAGGUGCACAUAUCAAAACAACAUGGUUAUCCAAUACUGCAGCAAAGCCAUGACGCAGAGAUGGAUCAGCCCUCAGUCUCUGCCAUUGAGGAGGAUGCUCCCCUGAGUCCUGAACCUUGGUAUCAGCAGGAGCUUGGCAGCCUGGACCAGGAGGACCAACAGACCUCACUGCUGCUUCAAGUUAAAGAAGAAGAAGAAGAGCAAGAAACGUGCAGACAAGUGAGUCAUCCUGAGUGGCUGAACUCGGUGCACGUGAAGAUUGAAGGCGAGCAAAUACAAAAAGAUAACAGUCAAAUGAGUCUGGAGGAACAUCCCGCUCAAGACCAUGAAUCCAGCAUUGUCUGCGCAGACGGUUACAUUCAAGACCUCAGCGUGGAAAGCAGCAAGACACAUCUGCUUCCUAAUUCUUCAAAUCAACCUCUGGAAACGCUGCCUGAUAGUGAAGCUGGUGGAUUAUGCCAGCCCACUGAGGAAUCUCAGCACAUCACACCUCGUACCAGUUUAAAGGAACUCGGUAUCAAGAGGAAAGUGUCUGUGAAAAGAAAAUCAUCUCAUAAAAAGACAUCAACACUGUCUGCCAGUCAGAAUCCCACCGGUCCUCAUUGUUGUAAAGCAUGUGGAAAGACUUUCUAUUACAUAUACACACUGAGGACACACGUGCUAACGCACGCAGGGGAUGCAAUCCAUAUUUGUGGAAUCUGUGGAAAACAUUUAGAGUCUACGGAGAGCUUUGUCCAGCACAUUCAAAGCCACACACAGAGGAAGAAAUGUGGUAUAUGUGGCAAACAAUUUUCGAACUAUUUCCGUCUGAAACGGCACAAGAGAUUUCACAGACCAAAGGGUUUAAAGUUCAAGGCAUCAACUUAAAUAAUGGGUAAAAUCCUACAAAUGUCAUGAAUGCAUCAAAACGAGCUGUGAUACCGAUUGUACAUUAUCGGAGCGAUAUUCAAACCUAGAGCUGGGCUUUACUGUAUAUAACUGUAUUCAUAAACUACUUUGUAGACUCCAAUAAAAACCAUCUUUGAAGUUA